GUACCAGAUUCAAUGAUGUUUAACAGACAAAACAGCCUGUGGAUGGGGGAUUUGGACCCAUAUAUGGAUGAGAACUUUGUCAAGCAGGCCUUUAGUGCCAUGGGAGAAUCGCCGUUGGGAGUCAAGAUCAUCACUCACAGGAUAACAGGGGGCUCAGCAGGAUACUGUUUUGUGGAGCUGGCGGAUGAAGCGAGCGUCGACCGCUGCGUUCAAAGGCUCAACGGAAAACUGGUGCCAGGAUCAAACCCGCCCCGGAAGUUUAAGCUAAAUUAUGCCACGUACGGGAAGCGUCCAGAGGCAGGGCCGGAGUUCUCAGUAUUUGUGGGAGACGUGGCCUCUGAAGUGGACGACUUUCAGCUGCAUCAAGUCUUUAAGAAGUACCCAUCCUGCAAAGGAGCCAAAGUAGUCACCGACCAGUACGGCUAUUCAAAAGGUUACGGCUUCGUUAAGUUUGGUGACGAGAGCGAGCAGAAGAAGGCCAUAGAGGAGUGCCAGGGAACCAUGCUGGGGGGGAACGCCCUGAGGCUCAGUAUUGCUGUAGCGAAAAGCCAAAAGACGAGCUACCCAGGAGGCCAGAGCCAGAGUUACAGCAGCUACAACCCGACCCAGUCCGGUUACUACGGCAGCCACGCUGCAGGAGGUCAGGGGGGUUACUAUCCUCAGUGGGGCGGCUAUGACCAGUACAGCGGCUACAACAGUGGUUAUGGCGGCUACCACAGCGGAUACAACAGCGGCUACAACGGCAGCUACAACAGUGGCUACAACUAUAACUACGGGGCUUAUGGGUACCCUCCGCCCGGCCAGAUGAUGCCAACGCCUCCCAUGGGGAUGCCACCCAUGUCCGCUGACAUGUCGGGAGCUGUAGAGGGCCAGGAGCAGGCUGAAGACGUCGACGAUGAUAACCCAGAAGAGCCCAUCCCUGAAUGUGACGUGGAGCUGUGGAACAAAGAUUUUAUGCAGCACAGUGAGGAGCUUUAUGAGGCUUUGAUGAACUGCCAAUGGGAACCUUUGGACUCUGUUGACUCCCCCAUCCCCACCCUCUCCUGAUAUCAUCUCUUUCAUCAACCAGUACUUUAGAUUUUUUAAAGUGAUUUCUAUUUUAUUUUGUACUUCAAAAAUCUGUGACCACAAACACACCUUACCAAACGCCGGCCAGAGCUCGGUGUGCGACGUUAAGGCUGGUUGUAGGUUCAGUCAUACUUGUUCUCCUGCGAAUCCAUUCAGUUGAUUGUGAUCGUCAGCUUUUUGGUGACAAACGCAAAGUUAGUCAAUCAGUACGGACACUGCGAGGAUCGGAUGGCGUCGAUACAGCAGGACUACAGGAGCUGGAGCCGACCGGCACACAGAGGCUGCGCUGUUAUACACUGAAUGUUGUGUGGUUGUGUUUGCAGUGGUCACCAAACCCCCAACGUCGCCUUUUGGUUUGAAUCGUCUUCAGGAUCCUUGUGCAGAUAAAUCAGUCCUAAUCGUGUUGUUUGUUUUUUACUGAAGGACUUUUACAUUUCUGCCCUUUGGCUUAAUGACUUUUGUUCAGAUGGACGCUGGCUUGGGGGAGGAAAGCGGCUAUUUGAGUUUACCAAAAGAAUAGAAGAUGUUUUCAGCGUGAGAGGCUCAGCGUCGUUGAAUGGGGAGGGGGGGGGGGGGGGGGCAUCUCCAAGGUGCUGAAAGGCGGUGCAACUGUAAGGUGUUUGUGAAGAGCCAGCUAAACUGAUGGUAGCCUUUAUUUUCUGUUGUUUAGCAGAAAAUAUUUUGUAUAUAUAUUGUCUUUCUGAAGAUGUUUUAUCAAUAAAACUGUUAAAGAGCAAAGUGGCAAAGAGAAGUGACUUUGUUGGUAAUGAAUAAUUUCCAUUUUCUAAA
Fundulus heteroclitus (mummichog) is the source of this 1857-nucleotide messenger RNA. It is a transcript of the gene trnau1apb, whose product is annotated as tRNA selenocysteine 1 associated protein 1b. The transcript has 9 exons. Gene Ontology annotation, molecular function: RNA binding. The record is from RefSeq and is a predicted model, not a curated record. NCBI's taxonomy places the organism in Eukaryota, Metazoa, Chordata, Actinopteri, Cyprinodontiformes, Fundulidae. Bases 13 to 1047 code for a protein of 344 amino acids.